GACAAAGGGGCGGGGCUAAAGGGCGACUCACGCCGCGUCGCGCCCCGCCCCCUUUUCCUCCCUCAGCCGCCGCCGCGCCGCCUUUUCUCCCCUCAGGCCGGGGCCUCUUCUUCCUCCUCUGCUUCCUUUCCGUUUUUCUACUAUACUGACAAUAUUGCUGCAAGGAAGUAUUUUUGAUUGAUAGCUAUGUGACAGAGUACAACCCACAUAAGGGAACCAUUUUUUGCACCAAAUGAUCUCUAAUGCUAAUGAGCUAUCUAUCAUGGACCAACUAUUUCUAAGGAUUAUGUAAAAUGCUUGCAGCUGAAAAUGUGCUAUUUAUUAAUGGGCUAUUUUAAAUACUUCAAGACAUUAUAUGCUCAAAAGUGCUAAUGGAUGUCAUCAUGGCUUAGUUAAGUGUUUGAUCACUGCAAAUGAUCUGUUGCUGUAUGCUGGCAAGAGGCAACUGGUAGUGUCAAAAUUGUGCAAAUAUAUCAAGAUGACAGAUCCUAUGAUGGACUUUUUUGAUGAUGCCAACCUUUUUAGCGAUACCCUAGAAGGUUUGUCAGAGGAUGCCUUUGUACAGACUGGACCUGUUUCACUCGUUGACGAAUUGAACCUGGGUGCGGAGUUCGAGCCUUUACACAUUGACUCAUUAAACCAUGUUCAGGAAACACAAACGCAGCAAAAGAUGAAUGAAUUUGAACAACUAAAUCAAUAUGAUUCUCUGAAACUACAAGUGAAUCAGUCUUUCAGCAGCCCAACUGAAAAUGUUCUGUCGCCUCAUUCUGAGUUUAAUUGUUCACCCAUUCAUUCCCAAACCCAAACCAAUGGACUGUUUCCUGAUGUGGCAGAUGGAAGCCCAAUGUGGGGGCACCAGACUUCUAGCAACACUUCUAAUCAGAAUGGGUCUCCUUUUCAUCAAGGACAUUCACAGUCUAUGCAGCAAAACAAAAGCUUUGUAGCACAUCACGAUUUUGCCUUAUACCAGGCCAGCGAACAGCACCAUCCGUGUGCCUCGUUGCAGUCACAGCAGAACCGAAAUGGCAUUAGUACAGGAGAUGGCACUCGGAAUCAACCAGAAAAUUUCAUGGAAAUGAAUGCAUCUGUUCCACAUAGAACCAGUGUCCCCCAUCCACCUCAAGCUGCCAGACUGUCAAACUCCCAACAGUCUAUCUCUGUUCAGCCAUUUUCUCAGACUGUGAAUGACUCACCCCACUUCUGUGGGAAUCAAGAAGGAAACUUCGAUGGACACUCUCCAACCAUAACACCAUGCUCUGUUGUCAAUACACAGUUUUCUGCUCCUUUUUCCUACUCUGGUAACCACAUAUCUCCUACCAGUCUUCUGCAGUCUUCUACAGCUCUUUCUGCUGGUCAGCAAACACAUCCUCUCACUGAUUUUUCUGAGAAUGAUACCUUUGCACAUCAAAGACGAACCAAGCAACGGAAUACAGAGAGCAUGCUUAAUUCAACUGCAUCAUUGAAUUCAAAUAAUUACCAAGUCUUGCAAUCCGCACAUUCUCAGGGCAACUUCAGUAGUUCAAAACUAUCUGUUGCGAACAUUAAUUUUCCUCCCCCUUCUGGCUCUGGUUCUCAGCUGAGUCAUUUCAGUGAUCCUAUAGAAAGCAAUGGCUUUUCAUCAAUAGAUGAGAACUUGCUUCAACAAGUUGAGUCUCAAGCUGAAUCAUUUACAGAACUAGAUCCAGAAGCUCUCCUUCAGGAAGAUCUUCUUCCACAAUUUGAUGAAUCUACAUUUGUUCAGGACAACUCCAGUAAUGAGAGAGAACAUCCUCUGGAACAUCGUGUUGUCCCAAACACAGCACAACCCUCUCACUUUGCACGGAGUCAGUCCCAAAACUGCAGCCAGCCCUGGUGUCCUCCCAGUUCUAAUCAGCGUCUUCAAGAGCGAAAGCGUGCAAAUGCGCAAGGCCAGCCUCCUUCCACCAAGAAGACAGAUGGUUCUGGGACAUAUACUAAGUUACAGAAUACCCAGGUGAAAUCCAUGUCUGAGAAGAAACAGAAGAAAAAAGCGGAAUCUGAGAGUAAGCAGGAGAAAGCAAACCGCAUCAUAUCUGAAGCAAUAGCAAAAGCAAAAGAAAGAGGGGAGAGGAACAUCCCGCGAGUAAUGAGUCCAGAAAACUUCCCAAGUGUAUCAGCAGAAGGGAGAGAAGAAAAAAAGGGCAGGAAAGGAAAAUCCAAACCGAAAGACAAAGAAAGCAAAAAGCCCAAAACUAGCUCAUCUUCCAAAACUAAAGAGCGAGGAAAAAUUGGAAAACUUAUUAUUACUCUGGGUAAAAAGCAAAAGCGAAAAAAUGAGUCUUCGGAUGAAAUGUCUGAUGCUAAGCAGCCUCCUCAGCAGUCAUUCAAAGAUGAGACUUCUCAGAAAAGAAGAUCAAAUCGACAAGUUAAAAGGAAGAAAUAUGCAGAAGAAGGUGAAGGAAAGCAAUCAGAAGAGGAGGCCAAAGCCUCUGUGAAAAUCAAAAAGUCUUCUGCUCUUCUACCUGCUGAACAGCCUUUACAAUUAUUUGUGGAGAAUCCAAGCGAAGAAGAUGCAGCCAUUGUAGAUAAAAUUUUAUCUUCCAGAAUUGUAAAGAAAGAAAUUCCCGGGGGAGUGGCAGUGGAAGUAGAGGAAUUUUUUGUUAAAUACAAAAACUACUCCUACCUCCACUGCGAAUGGGCUACAGAGCAACAGCUCCUAAAGGACAAAAGAAUCCAGCAGAAAAUCAAACGUUUCAAGCUGAGGCAAGCACAAAGGGCACAUUUCUUUGCAGACAUGGAGGAAGAACUUUUUAAUCCUGAUUAUAUUGAAGUAGACCGAGUGUUAGAAGUCUCCUUCUGUGAAGAUAAGGACACUGGAGAGCCUGUUACUUACUAUUUAGUAAAGUGGUGCUCAUUACCCUAUGAAGAUAGCACCUGGGAGCUGAAAGAAGAUGUAGAUCAAGGGAAAAUAGAAGAGUUUGAACAAUUGCAAGCAAAAAGGCCAGAUUCGAGGCGAUUGGAACGACCUCCCCCUAAUUCAUGGAAGAAAAUAGAACAGUCCAGGGAUUAUAAAAAUGGCAACCAACUCAGGGAAUACCAACUGGAAGGACUCAACUGGCUCCUCUUCAAUUGGUAUAAUAGGCAAAAUUGCAUUUUAGCCGAUGAAAUGGGCCUCGGGAAAACUAUCCAAUCCAUAACCUUCCUCUUUGAAAUCCUUCUGACUGGUAUCAAAGGGCCCUUCCUGAUCAUCGCCCCGCUUUCCACCAUCGCUAACUGGGAAAGAGAGUUUCGCACUUGGACCGACCUUAAUGUUGUGGUGUAUCAUGGGAGCAUGAUCAGCAGGCAGAUGAUACAGCAGUAUGAGAUGUAUUUCAGGGAUUCACAGGGCCGAAUCAUUAGAGGCACAUACAAGUUCCAGGCCAUAAUCACCACUUUUGAAAUGAUUCUCGGUGGCUGUCCAGAACUCAAUGCAAUCGAAUGGCGGUGCAUUAUUAUUGAUGAAGCACAUCGAUUGAAGAACAAAAACUGCAAACUUUUAGAAGGACUCAAACUUAUGAAUCUUGAGCACAAAGUACUGCUGACAGGCACUCCGUUGCAAAAUACUGUUGAAGAACUUUUCAGCCUUCUUCACUUCCUUGAACCAUUACGCUUCCCAGCAGAAUCUACAUUCAUGCAAGAAUUUGGGGACCUUAAAACAGAAGAGCAGGUGCAAAAGCUGCAAGCUAUCCUGAAACCAAUGAUGCUAAGAAGACUCAAAGAAGAUGUAGAGAAGAAGUUGGCUCCAAAACAAGAAACCAUAAUCGAAGUGGAAUUAACGAACAUCCAGAAAAAGUAUUAUCGUGCGAUUUUAGAGAAAAACUUCGCAUUUUUGUCCAAAGGAGCCGGGCAAGCCAAUGUACCGAACUUAGUUAACACUAUGAUGGAACUCAGGAAAUGUUGCAAUCAUCCAUAUCUUAUUAAAGGUGCUGAAGAAAAAAUCUUAGGAGAGUUUAGGGAGACCUAUAAUCCAUCCGCUCCUGACUUCCAUCUACAAGCAAUGAUCCAGUCUGCAGGGAAAUUGGUCCUCAUUGAUAAACUUCUUCCAAAAAUGAAAUCAGGGGGCCAUAAGGUGCUGAUUUUUUCUCAGAUGGUCCGCUGCCUUGAUAUCCUUGAAGAUUACCUUAUACACAAAAGGUACCUGUAUGAGCGCAUUGAUGGAAGAGUGAGAGGAAACCUGCGGCAAGCUGCCAUCGAUCGAUUCAGCAAGCCAGACUCUGAUCGCUUUGUCUUCCUUCUCUGCACCAGAGCUGGUGGAUUGGGCAUUAAUUUGACUGCGGCUGAUACUUGCAUCAUUUUUGAUUCAGACUGGAAUCCUCAGAAUGACUUGCAGGCUCAAGCUCGAUGCCAUAGGAUUGGUCAAAACAAAGCCGUCAAAGUCUACAGGCUGAUUACCCGGAACUCUUACGAAAGAGAGAUGUUUGACAGAGCAAGUCUGAAGCUUGGCUUGGAUAAGGCCGUUUUGCAGAGCAUGAGUGGAAGAGACAAUAGUGUUGGUGGCAUCCAACAGCUAUCCAAAAAAGAAAUAGAGGAUUUGCUUCGAAGAGGGGCGUACGGUGCCAUCAUGGAUGAAGAAGACGAGGGCUCUAAAUUCUGCGAAGAAGAUAUUGAUCAGAUCUUACAGCGUCGCACAAAAACCAUAACAAUUGAAUCAGAGGGGAGGGGUUCCACCUUUGCUAAGGCUAGUUUUGUUGCUUCUGGAAACAGGACAGACAUUUCUUUAGAUGAUCCAAACUUCUGGCAGAAAUGGGCCAAAAAAGCAGAAAUAGACCUUGAUGCCAUCAGUGGUAGAAACAGCCUGGUUAUCGACACUCCCAGGAUUAGAAAGCAGACAAGACCUUUUAGCGCCACAAAGGAUGAGCUUGCAGAGUUGUCUGACAUUGAAAGCGAAGGGGAUGAAAAGCCCAAACUUCGGAGGCCUUGUGACCGCUCCAACGGAUACGGAAGAACAGAAUGCUUUCGAGUGGAGAAAAAUCUACUAGUUUAUGGGUGGGGUCGUUGGAGAGAGAUUUUGUCCCACGGACGCUUCAAGAGGCAACUGAACGAACAGGACGUGGAAAUAAUCUGCCGAGCCCUUCUAGCAUAUUGCCUUGUUCACUACCGAGGAGAUGAAAAAAUCAAAAGUUUUAUAUGGGAUCUAAUUACACCAACUGAGGACGGGCAAACACGAGAGCUACAGAAUCACCUAGGCUUGUCAGCCCCUGUCCCCCGGGGUCGGAAAGGAAAGAAAGUUAAGACUCAGGCCAGCACUUUUGACAUACAUAAAGCAGAAUGGCUUCGGAAAUAUAAUCCAGAGCAUUUGUUGCAAGAUGACGGCUAUAAAAAACAUAUAAAACACCACUGCAAUAAAGUUUUACUUCGAGUUCGAAUGCUGUAUUACUUGAAGCAAGAAGUCAUUGGUAGUGAAUGCCAUAAGGUUUUUGAAGGAGUUGAUGCCAGUGAAAUCGAUAUUUGGAUCCCGGAGCCAGACCAUUCGGAGGUGCCAGCAGAGUGGUGGGAUACAGAAGCAGACAAGUCUUUGCUCAUUGGAGUUUUUAAACAUGGUUAUGAAAAGUACAACACCAUCAGAGCAGAUGCAGCUCUCUGCUUUUUGGAAAGAGUCGGGAAACCAGAUGACAAAGCAGUUGCAGCUGAACAAAGAGCAAAUGAUUACAUGGAUGGUGAUGUCGAAGACCCGGAGUAUAAGCCAGCCCCAGCAUUGUUUAAAGAUGAUAUAGAGGAUGAUGCCUCAUCACCAGGGGAUCUUAUAAUCACGGAUGGAGAUGGUCAGAUGAUUGAAGGGGACAAGCUUUACUGGCCAACUCAGUCUGCUUUGACAACUCGCUUGCGACGCUUAAUAACUGCAUAUCAGCGUACCAGUAAGAACAGGCAGAUCCAGCAGAUCCAACCAGCUUUUCCCGUUCAGGCCUGUGUGAUACAGACUCCAUACGAAGAGGCUGCUCUGAAUCCCAAAAUGGUUGCCAAAAUUGAAAGACAGCAAAGGUGGACAAGGAGAGAAGAAGCCGAUUUCUACCGAGUUGUUUCCACCUUUGGUGUCGUGUUUGAUCCUGACAGAGCCCAGUUUGACUGGACAAAGUUUAGAGCCAUGGCUAGGCUGCAUAAGAAAACGGAUGAGAGUUUAGAGAAAUACUUAUAUGCAUUUAUGGCCAUGUGCAGAAGGGUUUGUCGCCUGCCUUCAAAAGAUGAACUUGUGGAUCCAAAUAUUUUCAUCCAACCAAUCACUGAAGAACGUGCGUCCCGGACCUUGUAUCGUAUUGAGCUUCUCAGGAAAGUACGAGAGCAAGCCGUUCGCCAUCCGCAGGUCUUUGAGCGGUUAAAACUUUGUCAGCCAAACCCAGACUUGCCGGUCUGGUGGGAAUGUGGGACUCAUGACUGGGAUUUACUGGUUGGGGCUGCGAAACAUGGGGUGAGCCGGACAGACUACCACAUCCUUCGCGAUCCCGAACUUUCAUUUAUGUCCGCCCAGAGGAACUACAGUCAGAAUAAAGUAGCACUUUCAAGGGCCCCGACCCCACUUUUGCACCAGUAUCAAAUGGCACUGUCCGCAUCUCCCCUUACUCCUCAAGCGAGGCUCCUCGAUGUUAAAGGGAGCACUCCUGAGGAUACAAAGGCUAAGCUUGAAAACCAUAAAGAAGAAAUCCAUUCUUCCGGAGAGGAGUCUAUGUCUAUUGAUGAUAUACGAACAGGAGUAAAGACUGAACCAUUGAGCCCAAAAAAUAGCACAACAGCACAUGCUACGGACCACAAAUCUGCUAUGAAGGCAGACAAUGACAGGCGCAUGGUUGCUGCAAGGACAGAGCCUCUAACUCCAAAUGCCACUUCCAAAAAACAGAGGCCCAGCAAAAGAGGAUCAGAAUCCAGCUCCGAUUCAGAUUCUGAUUCUGACAGAUCAUCCUGUUCUUCCAGGUCGUCGUCGUCGUCUUCUUCAUCAUCUUCCUCUUGUUCACGGUCCAGAUCAGGAUGUAGCUCUUCUUCCUCAUCCUCAUGCUCUUCAGCAUCUUCCUCAUCGUCGUCGUCCUCCUCUUCAUCAUCAUCAUCAUCAUCAUCCUCUUCAUCAGAAGAGAGCGACAGUGAUGAGGAGGAGGCACAGAAGAGACCAGAAGGAGCCCCUCACUUGAAAGCAUUUGAUGAAGAGAGCGUUGCUUCCCUAAGCACAGUACAAGAUGAAACACAGGACAGUUUCCAAAUGAAUAAUGGCACACCAAAUUCUAACUGUAUCUUACAUGGGGGAUAUAUGUUGGCGGCUUCCUACUGGCCCAAGGAUCGGGUUAUGAUCAACCGUCUGGAUAGUAUUUGUCAAACUGUCUUGAAAGGCAAAUGGCCUUCCACGCGGCGAGGUUACGAGGGUGCUACCAUUGCCUCCUUCUAUACGACCAAACUUCUCGACAGCCCCGCAGCCGCUGCUGGUGCUUCUGUCGAUUGCAGCGAACCCAGUGUACCAACUCCCCCAAACGCGGAUGGGAAAGAAGAAAGUGAUCAGUCAUCACAAUUGUCAAAGGUGAAGACGCAUGUACGGGAAAAGGAGUUUACAGUGAAAAUCAAUGACGAAGGUGGUUUGAAAUUAAUCUUUCAGAAGCAGGCACUUUCUCAGAAAAGACCAUUUGAAAGCGAAGAUGGCACAUUGGGACAGCAGCAAUACCUUGCCAGGCUCCAUGAACUCCAGAGCGCUUCGGAAACAAGUCUUGUCAAUUUCCCAAAGUCUUUGCCAGAAUCGGGAACUUCAAGCCAAGUGACAGCAAACGAAAAUGGUGUAAUAAGUGAUGACCAGCCUGUACUGAAGAAGAGGAGAGGAAGGAGAAAGAAUGUUGAAGGAGUUGACAUUCUGUUUAUAAAUCAAAACAAAGCACCUAACCAUGUUUGCCAUGGCAUUAACGCCCCUCAGAUUGCUCCAGGGAUAACCCCCAUCCUUCCAUUUAUACAAUCCCAAGGCCUCUGUGAUGCAGAAAGUCCCGUUCCGGUUAUUAACUUGAAAGACGGAACAAGGCUUGCAGGGGAUGAUGCCCCCAAGAGAAAAGACUUGGAGAAAUGGUUGAGUGAGCAUCCGGGCUACGUUGAAGAUUUAGGAGCUUUUAUCCCGAAAAUGCAGCUUCAUGAGGGGAGACCCAAACAAAAAAGGCACCGUUGUCGCAAUCCUAAUAAGUUGGAUGUUAAUAGCCUCACUGGGGAAGAACGUGUGCAGCUGAUCAAUAGAAGGAAUGCUCGAAAGGUAGGAGGUGCUUUUGCUCCCCCGCUGAAAGAUUUGUGCCGAUUCCUGAAGGAGAAUUCUGAAUACGGAGUGGCUCCUGAGUGGGGCGAUGUUGUGAAACAGUCGGGAUUCCUUCCUGAGAGCAUGUUUGACCGUAUUCUCACAGGGCCCGUUGUUCGUGAAGAGGUGAGCCGGAGAGGGAGAAGGCCGAAAAGUGAGAUGGCCAAGGCAGCGGCUGUGACAACGGCCAACAUCCCUGUCAGCCCUUUGCUGGCCAAUGGGCUCCUCCAAGGAGUGGAUCUGUCUACUCUCCAGGCCUUACAGCAAAACCUGCAGAGUUUCCAGUCAUUACAAGUAACCGCAGGUUUAAUGGGAAUGCCUGCCAGCCUCAAUGCCUCUGGAGAGGCCAAGAACAUGGCAGCAGUCUUUCCCAUGCUGCUUUCAGGAAUGGCAGGCUUGCCCAAUUUGCUAGGGAUGGGAGGGCUGCUAACAAAGUCUGCAGAAUCCGUUUCUGAGGGAAAAAAGGGAAGUGACUCCAGGGAACCCGAUGGAAAGAAAGAGAGGACAGAGAGCCAAAAUGCACAUAACGGUGGAGAAAACUCUGUGUCGGGUUCUCCUUCAACGUCAUCCGCUGCCGCAGCUGCCGCCACCCCCUUAGCUCUUAACCCCUUACUGUUGUCCAAUAUACUUUAUCCAGGGAUGCUUCUCACUCCAGGCCUUAAUCUUCAUAUCCCAGCUUUGUCCCAGUCAAACAUUUUCGAAGUAGAGAACAGUGAAAGCAACAGCGCCGGCUUGACAAAGCCUGCGGAAGAAAAGGAGGGGAAUGCUAGGGUUCAAGAACAAGAAGUCCAAAGGGGGACAGAGGCGAGCUCUCGCAAUGAAAACAGCACAGACGAGGGUUCGGAGAAAGCCGACGCUUCCUCGGGAUCGGACAGUACGUCCUCCUCCUCCGAGAAUUCAGAUUCCAGCGACGAAGACUGACCCCAGGCUCUUGCACUUAAAUUAUAAACUGCUUUUGAAAUGAUUCUUUAAUUAUUUUGUUGUAAAUAACCCUACGUUGAGUGAGUGCAUCGAUAAUUUACUGACCGAACAUUUCAGUAUUUGUUUAAGACUGCUUUCAGAGACGUUUUGCAUGUAGUAUUUCUUUGAAAGUACAUCAAUGUUUCAACAUGUAUGUACUAUCGGAUACACGACUGUGUAAAAAAAAAGGAAUUACAGCAAAAAGCAUUAUAAUUUUUAGUUGAGGGGUUAAUUUUUAAGAAAGCUUAGCAAGAGCUGUAUAUUUAAUAUAUUUGCAGUGAAUACAAUUCUUUAUGCUCGUUCUUGAUUUAAUCUGAAUAUAGUUUUACAGCCUCCUUGACACUUAUAAUUUACAGAUCAAAACUCAGCAAUAAUUUGGGCAGCUAAUGAAUGUCAUGAAAGCUGUAGAAUCUACAUCACCAUCCAUUGCUUUAAUUACAUGAGAAUGCUCUAGUGUUGUGAUGCACUGCUGAUGUUUCCAAUUCAGGUACAACUGUGUUUUAAAAAAAGAAGUUUCCCAUUCGGCCAAUUACUUUGGCUACUUGUUACCUCAGCUGAGUUAGUUUAGGAAGUUUACAUUAGUUUCUCUACUUGUUUUCAUAUUUUGCUUGGCUUUUAAAAGGCAUCUUGCGUGUGCUAAUUUGGCAAGGGAAGUGACCAUUACCAGUUGCACUCUUGACUAGUAAAGGGAGAUUUCAAUACGACGCAAAAAAAUCCCUUUCCUGUCAACUUUCGACACCGUGGAUACCUAUCUUGUUUCAAAAGCAGGCUCCUUCUACAGCCUUCAUUCAUGUUGUCGAGGAGGUGCAUCCACAAGUUGAAAUAACUUAAAAGUGCCACUUUCAACACUGCAUACUUCAUGUAUGAGGAUUAAAUCCUUGUGAGAAUGGCCUGUUUGCUCUGUUUGUUCCUAUUUCUAUUUUACGUUUGUUUUCCAUGUAGCAUCCUGUAACCAGUUAAUAAUGGUAAAGGGAAAUGUGGAUGUGUUUAUAAAUAACCAUAUUUCUCUACAGGUUUGACUCGGACUAUAUAGGAAAAAAAGUGUUACCCAAAAUCAAGAUUAAGGGUAUCAUCAGUUAAUUGUAAUGAUGAGUUGCUCAGUAACGUAAAGCACUUUCAAGAAUGAUGAGAAAACAUAUACCGUGAAACCAUGGUUGUUACAGUGCUUCAAAAGCAUCUGUUGAAAUACAAAUCCUCAGAAUCCUUACUACAUAAAAUCAGUCUUAAUAUUUGCUGUGCGAUGAUUCCUUAUUCCGCUGAAGCUGCUAUUUGCUCCGAUAUGGGAGAAUCACAGACUGACUGAGAUUCAGAGUGAGAUCGUAUUGAUCUUGCUUUGCGGUCCAUGAAUGAAUAGGCCGAUGCUUAAGAAACAGAUAAAAAAGUACUAAUGAUAGUCGAUGACAAACCUUUUCAAAAGGGAAUAGUUUAAUAAAAUCUGUAUUUUGAUAUGGUUCUGUUGCUUGCUUGUACAGUAAACAAGACCGUGUUGUUUUUUUACCGAGAUCUUUACCAAUAAUUAAACAAAAAGAAAGUUUGUACAUGCAAAAUAAUUAACCCCCUUGACUAGGAAAGCAGUAUUACAUGUAAUUACACAGUUAUUCAAACGUAUCAUUUGGAUUGUGCUGGUUAUUGUAUUUUCUCUCCCAUUACCCAGAAUAGUAUGUAUGACUUGUUCGGCCCAUCAUAACAGUGUCUUAGCAAUAGUCAAAACAUGCCACAAGAAAAAAGGGGAUAGCAAUUCUUUAUCAUGAAAGGAUGUAUUCCAUAUUUAAUAUUUUUGCCCUUUGUAAUAUAUAGCACUUUUGUUUGAUCUUGUAUGUAUCCAUGAUAUAGCCAAAGUUUUCCAGACACGGUUGUUGACUUAGUCAAUGGAGUAUCUCAACAAUAUCAUCACUUUUGCACCCUUCCCACAUAACCUCUCCCCGCCCCAAAAGAAAGCCCUAAGCAUAAUUUUUAAUAAAUUUAUGAAAUAAAGUAUUUUCCUAAUUAUGGUCAAGUGGAUUUGCUUACCAUUCUAGUGAUGAUCUUUCUCUGUAUUGAGGCAAUUUUACAGUCGCAAUGUGUGGUUGAUACAGAUUUUGAAUAUGAAGUCAAAGGUUUUAUCAGUCUCUGUUUGAAACAUGUAGCUCUCUCAGCAAACCGAUAUGCAAAGUGCGGCUGCAUAAUGUCAAGGAGCCUUCAUUAGAAAUACAUUCGUGCUGAAAUUUCAGUGCAAAAGAUAUCCAGUAUGGUGGAGAAGUGUAUGUGGGUAGUGACUAAAGAACCUUAGCUGUUAUUGCCUUGUAUUUCUCUCCCUUGUUUGAGGCUUCAUGGUCUGUCCUGGUCCUGUUUCUUUUCUUUCGAACGUUUUGCAAUAUUUGCCAGUUGUGUUCUGUGUAGUCCGGAUUUUGCUUUCUUGUAGUUGAACAAGCGUCUUAAGAGUCCUUUGUAAUUUAUUGAAUUACUUUCUAUGAUGUUCUAUAGAGCAAAUGGAAGUUUAAUUAUUUUUUAUUAAACAUAUUCUUUGACAACC
Messenger RNA from Anolis carolinensis (green anole), 11711 nucleotides. RefSeq names its product chromodomain helicase DNA binding protein 9 (gene chd9). Gene Ontology annotation, molecular function: ATP binding; ATP-dependent chromatin remodeler activity; protein binding. The transcript has 41 exons. Bases 356 to 9160 code for a protein of 2934 amino acids. NCBI's taxonomy places the organism in Eukaryota, Metazoa, Chordata, Lepidosauria, Squamata, Anolidae. The record is from RefSeq and is a predicted model, not a curated record.